AUGUAUAAAUUGGUAGUUUACGCAGAUCAGAUAUCAUUGGUGAACAGUUGUGAUACCACGGUUUUAGGGACUACUCAUGUUCACGCCAAUUUUCCUUCCCACAUGUUCAGGGGAAUCUAUCGUCUUCCAAGGAGUGCAGAUCAUCCGCCUGACACAACAGCCGAUAGGUUCACCAGUGCGGAAUGCCACACAGCUUCAACUGAACUCGGUCUUCGACGGCGUCAAACCCGAUUCUGCAACCAUCCCCGUUUUGGCUACGCAAUGUUGGCUGUACUCCGUGCAGCCCAUGCUGUUGGUUAUCAUUGUCCAAAGGCUUUUGCUGAUCGACGUUGGAAUUGCACAUCGAUACACCGAUUGCCCGAUGUCUCACCUGAACUGAAACGAGGAACUCGCGAGCAAGCGCUUGUACACGCCUUCUCUAGUGCAGCUUUACUAUUCGAAAUUGGUCGAUACUGUGCACUAAACAAAAUCCGAUCAUGUUCUUGCGGAGAUGAAAAUAAUGCCUAUCCAGUCAUCGAUUACCCUUCGGAACCAGGUUGGUUUCUUCACACCGUCUCACCCAUGUUAAUUCCAGGUGCUUUAAUUUACGAGGGAGGAUCUGAAGACAGUGGUCAGUCUGCUGCUGGAGCCGUUAACGGGCAAUCUGUCUCAAUGACUGAUGGACAACCCACAGUCAGUCGGUUUUACUGGGCUGGUUGUUCCGACAACCUUCAGGUUGCCAGGGAAUACGCAUCAGCGUUUCUCGGUUUUCCAAACAUCCGAGUGGUGGAUUUGCCUCCAGCUGAAACACCCAGCGGAAGGAGUGAAUCAACUGAAGAUAGGAUUAAACGAGUUCGAAGAUCCUUCGAAACUCUGGAUUUUGAAGAUGCCGAUGGUGACGGCGAGGAGGAGGAGGAAGAGGAGGGUACAAUGGCUUCGGAAGAUUCUCUAACUCCGUCACAAAUAGGGACUCAUCAUGCCAUACGUAUGCGAAGGCAUUUACCUUAUGAAUGGCAAUAUCCGUAUGCAGAUGAGAGCACUUCGCAACAGUCAACUCCCACAAAUGAGCACCAGCAGUAUCGAACCUACCUUUAUCGACCACCGGUCCGUCAGCCCAAUAUGCCGCCAAGUCCGAUGAGCUACCUAAAUGGAAGAUGGCCUCGACGACUGAAACAGCGUGGUCGACGCGCAAGGUCACAAAUCAUUCGCAUUAUGGAUCGACACAACUAUCUGACAGGCGUUGUGCUCAUGGAAGCCAAUCACAGAUUGAACUGCAAGUGUCACGGUGUGAGCGGGAGCUGCGCACAGCGCGUCUGCUUCCGACAGUUGCGUCGCAUUGAUGACGCACUCAUGGAAGCCAAUCACAGAUUGAACUGCAAGUGUCACGGUGUGAGCGGGAGCUGCGCACAGCGCGUCUGCUUCCGACAGUUGCGUCGCAUUGAUGACGCAGUCAUGCAGAAAGCUUUGAAGGCUCGUUAUCUGGCUGCAAAGCAUGUUUCUGUGGGUCCAAACAAACAACUGAUUGCGAAAACACUCACUGCAUCAGGAUUUGUGGACGAAGUUGUCAAGGCCUCGGAGCUCGUGUUCAGUGAACACUCUCCGGACUAUUGCAAUAAAGAACCGCAUAGGGGAUCUGUUGGCACACAUGGUCGUCUUUGUACACUGCAAGAUGCCGGAACCGCUAACUGCCUAAAUAUGUGCUGUGGACGUGGAUACAAGAAUGUCACGACACUGGAGAUCGCCGAUUGUAACUGUCGUAUGGGUGAAGGAUUCAAGGUCAAAUGUGACGAGUGUCGAAGGGAGAAAGUCACACAAAGAUGUCUUUGAGAUGUGGUUCACUGAAGAAUUCCUAGUCAUUAAUACCACGCCGUUACCUCACGCGUGCAAUAUCAAAGUUGUAUCCAAACACCGGAUCUCAAAUUUUGAAUGUACAAUGGUUUAUGGUUUAUUUCGCCCAAUCGAUGAUUUAUUCAAGAGUACCCAGCAUCGAAUCAUCAUAUUCCAUGGAAGGAUUAGACGACCAUCUGUACGCAGAUGUACCAGUACGUCCCCGUACAGAACUGUACAUACACAACUUUUAGUCAUUAUUUCGGAUUCUGCAGAGCCAAGCACCUCACCUUCUUUGUUGAAAGCAUGCGUCCAGGAUGAUAUUCUUGAAUUUUCAAUUUGAUAAUAAGAAACCAAGUAUGUACCCAUGUAAACAACCUCUUCACUUGUU
Molecule: messenger RNA, 2197 nt
Organism: Opisthorchis viverrini
Lineage: Eukaryota; Metazoa; Platyhelminthes; Trematoda; Opisthorchiida; Opisthorchiidae
Exons: 6
Coding region: 1-1806 (601 amino acids)
Biological process (GO): canonical Wnt signaling pathway; multicellular organism development; neuron differentiation
Cellular component (GO): extracellular region
Molecular function (GO): cytokine activity; frizzled binding
Source: RefSeq, a predicted model, not a curated record